CCUGACCCAUUCGAAAAGCAAUCCGAACUUCUCUUCCUUCUGCCCUCACUUCUUGUGAACACCCCCCCCUCUCUCUCUCUAAAAACCUAUUUCUAGGUUUCAUCUACUAUUUACACACGCACUUAUAUACACGCAUCGAUUCUUCGUACAUAGCGAUUCAGGGUUUCCUUCGAUCGAGCAACCAUGUCUCUGAGACCAAGCGCUAGAACCGAGGUUCGUCGGAGCCGAUAUAAGGUCGCCGUCGAUGCGGAGGAAGGUCGGAGAAGGAGAGAAGACAACAUGGUUGAGAUCCGAAAGAACAGAAGAGAAGAAAGCUUGCUCAAGAAGAGACGCGAGGGACUUCAAGCCCAACAAUUCCCAACUACCGUCAACGUCACUCAACUCGAUAAGAAGUUAGAAAGUCUUCCGGCUAUGGUGGCCGGCGUUUGGUCAGAUGAUGGCAACUUGCAAUUGGAAGCUACCACACAAUUCCGAAAACUGCUUUCAAUAGAACGCAAUCCUCCCAUUGAAGAAGUGAUACAAUCUGGUGUUGUUCCUCGCUUUGUCCAGUUUCUUGCCAGGGAUGACUAUCCCCAACUUCAGUUUGAGGCAGCCUGGGCGCUCACAAACAUUGCUUCUGGAACAUCUGAAAACACAAAGGUUGUGAUUGAUCAUAAUGCUGUUCCUAUUUUUGUGAGACUUCUUGGUUCUCCAAGUGAUGAUGUCCGUGAACAGGCUGUUUGGGCAUUAGGAAAUAUUGCUGGUGACUCACCCAAAUGUCGCGAUCUUGUCCUUAAUCACGGGGCUUUGAUGCCAUUGCUUGCACAAUUUAAUGAGCAUGCAAAGCUUUCUAUGUUGAGAAACGCAACUUGGACAUUGUCGAACUUCUGUAGGGGCAAGCCGCAGCCACAAUUCGAGCAGACAAAGCCUGCCCUUCCAGCUCUUGCAAGUCUUAUACAUUCAAAUGAUGAAGAAGUCCUUACUGAUGCAUGCUGGGCCCUAUCAUAUCUUUCUGAUGGUACCAAUGACAAAAUCCAAGCUGUUAUAGAGGCUGGUGUUUGCCCCCGUCUUGUUGAGCUUUUACUUCAUACAUCGCCAUCAGUUCUGAUUCCUGCCUUGCGCACAGUUGGUAAUAUUGUUACUGGUGAUGAUAUCCAAACUCAGGUUAUCAUAGAGCAUCAAGCUCUUCCUUGCCUUCUAAACCUGUUGACACACAAUUACAAGAAGAGCAUCAAGAAGGAAGCUUGCUGGACCAUCUCAAACAUCACAGCUGGAAAUAGGGAUCAGAUACAGGCUGUAAUCGAGGCUGGUAUAAUUGCACCACUUGUCCAGCUGCUUCAAAAUGCCGAGUUUGAGAUCAAGAAAGAGGCUGCUUGGGCAAUAUCAAAUGCUACUUCUGGUGGAACUAAUGAACAAAUCAAGUUUUUGGUGGGACAGGGGUGUAUAAAGCCAUUGUGUGAUCUCCUAGUUUGUCCGGACCCAAGAAUUGUCACGGUAUGCUUGGAAGGGCUCGAGAACAUUCUGAAGGUUGGGGAAGUUGAGAAGAAUAUUGGCAACACUGGUGAUGUGAACUUGUAUGCCCAGUUGAUCGAUGAAGCUGAGGGAUUAGAGAAGAUUGAAAAUCUUCAGAGUCAUGACAACAAUGAAAUAUAUGAGAAGGCAGUGAAGAUUCUUGAGACGUAUUGGUUGGAGGAGGACGACGAACAAUUGCCUCCUGGUGAUGCUUCUCAAUCUGGAUUUCACUUUGGAGGAAAUGAAGUUCCCGUUCCAUCUGGUGGAUUCAACUUUAGUUGAAGGACAGUCUGAUGGUGUUGGACGAAGUCAUAAGGUUUGGGCUGGUGGAAAAUUUGUUGGGAUUGGUGGGUAGGGCAUUCUCUCGUUGUCUUCAGGUCCUGUUUGGUCCAGAUUCAGGUAUGGUAUAUCAACAGAACGCUCCUUACGGUGGACUGAACAGAUAAUAGUGGGUUGUGUAAAGAUACCAUGAACCAGGUUAGAUGUUAUGCACUGUUGGAGGAUCCGUUACCAUAACAGAGGAACUGCUUGUACAAUGUAGAGUCCUGAGUCAUUUUAUUUAUUUUUUUCUUUUUGUUCUUGCUGUCAAGUUAUUAUCGUCAUUGUCUUCUAUUUUUUAUGUGUGCGUGAGAAAGCCAUUCUCUCCAUGAGAGAUGCAAGAGGAUUCGUGUUUGUUAUGUAUUGUUAUUGACGAAAGACCUUGUGGCAGAAUGAAGUAUAUUAUUGGUUGGUUCA
Molecule: messenger RNA, 2226 nt
Organism: Cornus florida
Lineage: Eukaryota; Viridiplantae; Streptophyta; Magnoliopsida; Cornales; Cornaceae
Product: importin subunit alpha
Exons: 11
Coding region: 184-1773 (529 amino acids)
Biological process (GO): NLS-bearing protein import into nucleus
Cellular component (GO): cytoplasm; nucleus
Molecular function (GO): protein binding; nuclear import signal receptor activity
Source: RefSeq, a predicted model, not a curated record